AUGCUUGCGCUUGUGCUCGUUACAGCCAUGAAGAAUGCCGACAACAUGCUGAAGCAGAUCAUCAGGGCCGUCGAUACGAGCGGCGACGGCAAGAUCCAAUACGAAGAGUUUCGCGUGUUUGUCGAGACUGCCGAGCGCCAACUCCUCGCCCUCUUCCGGUCAAUUGACCGGGACCAAGACGGCCGGCUGAACAAGGAGGAGCUCCACGCCGCCUUCCAGCGCGCGGGGCUGGCAGUGCCCAAGAGGAGGUUGGCAGGAUUCUUUGACGAGAUCGACAUGAACCGUGAUGGCUACAUAAGCUUUGACGAGUGGCGCGACUUCCUCCUAUUUAUGCCCGCCGACCACAAUGGGUCGGCGCUCGAGGCUGCACUGUCAUAUUAUUCGUCUAUUGUCACAGUCAACGCAGAGGGAGAUUCACUAGUCAGUGAGGAUACACUUGAGGGACUAGGAUAUUUUGUUGCCGGCGCCGUAUCCGGGGGUGUAUCGCGAACUGCAACCGCCCCUCUUGACCGUUUAAAAGUGUACCUUCUUGUCAACACCAAGGCUUCUGCCCCUGUGGCUCUUGCCGCGGCGAAACAUGGCCAUCCAAUUGUUGCUAUUCGGGACGCAAGCAAGCCAAUCGCAGACGCUGUUGCGAGCCUGUGGAAAGCCGGAGGGCUCCGCAAUUUCUUUGCAGGUGAGACACACUCGGGGAAUGGACUGAACGUCGUCAAAAUUAUGCCAGAGUCGGCCAUUCGGUUUGGCUCCUACGAAGCCUCCAAGAGGUUUCUGGCCGUAUACGAGGGCCACGGAGAUCCGGCGCAAAUCAGUACCGUCUCCAAGUUCGUUGCUGGAGGCAUGGGCGGGAUGACGGCGCAGUUUUGCGUGUAUCCAGUCGACACGCUCAAAUUCCGGUUGCAAUGCGAGACGGUCCAGGGCGGCCUCAAGGGCAAUGCCCUGCUCAUCCGGACAGCCCAAACCAUGUGGGCAGACGGUGGGCUGCGCGCAGCCUACCGUGGCCUUGGGCUCGGCCUUAUCGGCAUGUUUCCUUACAGCGCCAUCGACAUCGGAACCUUUGAGUUUCUCAAGAAGUCGUACACACGAUCCAUGGCGCGGUACUACGGCAUCCACGAGGAAGAUGCGACGCCCGGCAAUAUUGCUACUGCGAUCCUGGGAGCGACGUCUGGGGCUCUCGGCGCCACCGUCGUGUAUCCUCUCAACGUCCUCCGGACACGACUCCAGACGCAAGGCACGGCCAUGCACCCGCCUACAUACACCGGCAUUGCAGACGUGGCGCGCAAAACAAUACAAAACGAGGGAGUGCGGGGCCUAUAUAAGGGGUUGACGCCGAAUAUUCUCAAGGUGGCCCCGGCUCUGAGCAUCACCUGGGUCUGCUACGAGAACAUGAAGCGCAUCCUCGGCCUUCACUAA
Messenger RNA from Lasiosphaeria miniovina, 1410 nucleotides. Its product is annotated as mitochondrial carrier domain-containing protein. Gene Ontology annotation, biological process: ATP transport; ADP transport; transmembrane transport. The record is from RefSeq and is a predicted model, not a curated record. NCBI's taxonomy places the organism in Eukaryota, Fungi, Ascomycota, Sordariomycetes, Sordariales, Lasiosphaeriaceae. The transcript has 6 exons. Gene Ontology annotation, molecular function: calcium ion binding; ATP transmembrane transporter activity. The coding region runs from base 1 to 1410 and encodes 469 amino acids.